CCUUCGCUGUGCAGGCCUCCCGUCCGUUUCUGUUAGCCGCUGUGGGGCCGCGGGGUGGCUGCUGCCCGCCCGUUCGCUAAAACGCAGCGCCCUGCUUAUUGCCUGUGCUGGGGCGGGCGGGCAGUGCCUCAUCCGGAUUGGGAAAUUUGGGAACCGUGGGCACGCAGGUGGAGCCCGUUUCCAAAUUUCCCGUCUCUUCGCAUCCAGAUGUCCUGUAGCAUGGCUGCUGAAGAGGUCUUUUUUUUGGAAGAAGAAAGAUUCAAGCAGUACUGUGAAGAAUUUGUUAAACAUUCACAGCAAAUAGGGGAUGGCUGGGAGUGGAGAACUACCAAGGACUUUGGUGAUGGUUAUCUCAGUAAAACACAUUUCCAGGUGCCAAAUAAAAGCAUCUCACCAGAUCUCAAGAAGAAAAACGAAAACCUUGAACAAAUGCUGCUUACACAUGUUGAAGAAUCUUUGGAUGAUUCUCAAGUAGCUGGAGUCUGUGCAACAGAAGAAGUAAUUCGCUAUGAGUAUCACGUCUUGUAUUCCAGCAGCUACCAAGUACCUGUGCUUUAUUUUAGGGCUUGCUUUUUAGAUGGAAGACCUUUAACACUGGAUGAAAUUUGGAAAAGUGUUCAUGUGUGCUACCAGGCUCGCCUGCAGGAAGGGCCAUGGGACACUAUUACACAGCAGGAGCAUCCCUUACUUGGACAGCCAUUUUUUGUUUUACACCCCUGCCGGACUAAUGAGUUCAUGUGCUCUAUAAUGGCCGCUUCACAAAAAGACAACAGAUACAGAAAUUACAUUGUAUUGUGGCUAAGUACAGUAGGCCCAGUUGUGGGUCUAAGUUUACCCUUGAGUUACGCAAAGCUGGGACUUGAAGAGAAUACAAACGCUGAAAUUGAUUGAAAUUUUAUUGAAAGGUAAGAAAAAGUUGCAUCACCUCCAUCACCUCUUCUUUCUCACAUCAUCCUCCAAAAUUAUAAAAAAAAUAGAUAAUUGACAAAAACAUUAUAUUUGCCUCUGGAGCUCUUUGUUCAGUUCAUUUAGGACUCAGAUUUUGGUAUUUUGCUUAUACAACUGCCUUGUUACCUUUCAUGUUUUGCAAUGGAAAUUUGCACUGAGAGAUAUGUUUGGCACAGUGCUGUGACCUUUCCUGUCACAAGGUUCCUGAGAGGGAGAUAUCUCCCUCUCAGGAGGGAGCAGGUAUAAGAGCAUAUUGUGGCAGACCUUCCAGUUCAUGGUUGAUGGUGCCAUCUAUCAAAACUCUGCUGCAUUAAUUUGAAUUUCAUCCUUUCUCUUUUUCCUGUUUGAUGUCUCCACUUCAGACCCCUGAGCUUGAAGACAGGUAAUACACCCAUGUAGUAAAGCCACUGCAGACUUUUCUAGAGAAGAAACAAACACAGACUGAAGGAAUUCUGUGUGAUUGGUGAGCAUUGUAACACUGAAAGAUAACUAUUCAUGGCUCUUUCUUUGGCAAGCACUUGCCUAAUUACAGGUGAAUCCUUAAGAGUUGGCUGCAGUUCUGAUGGCAACUCCCAAACACCACCAAUACUUGUUCUCCCUUGUGACAGCACUGACCCUCUGAAGUUGCUCAUUUUCUUCCUCUGCUUUACCAUGAUUAUGGCCUUAAUAGGGCUUCACACAAAUACACAUACCUGGAUACAGAGUUGAAAUGCUGUGUUUGAGCCUACUUUCACCUUUCUACUGCAUAGUGUGUGAGAAUAUGUACAGAAAGGACUUGCAGAAGAACGUGGCUUAAGAUUGCAGCAAUCCGUGUAUGGGACAUUGCCUAGGGACCACCUUCUCUAGCAUACGUUGACCCUCAUAUUCCACAUUACACACAUAAAAUGUCCAAAUCCCAGGAUUAUAUUGUUACUGAGCAGGUAUGGUUAUAGGAUUCAAGGUGCCUAAUGCUAUCCUGUGAGAACAUCAGGCUUUUACCUGCCUCGGUGCCUCUGAAGGUAGCUUUGCCAUACCCUAAGGGAGUAACUGUUGUAGUCAAAUUAGUAUUUAUCAUUGUACUAGUAGUUUUCACUUUUUGUCCCUGUCCUGCAAUCUUUGCACAAGCAUCCCCUGACAUCUGUUGAAGUUUGAGCAAGUAGGAAUCACACAGUAGUGCAGUCAGUGAGAAACAGACGUAACUUCUGUACAAGCCAUCCUGGAUUUCUUCCCAGUCACAUUUAUUUGUAAUAAAAAACAGACCACUAGUAUGAUGGAAUUGAAAAUUUUACUUUUUAUGUUCAGCAUUAUCUAAUGUAUGCCACAUCAUAGCCGGAAAUGUAAGAUACAACGGUUUUCAAAUUGUUUUUUCUUUUUUUUUCUUUUUCUUUUUCUUGAUGUUAUGAUUGGUUGCAUAUUUUAAAUUUGCAUCAUAUGUUUUUAGUGGAUUGAAAUAAAGCCCUUGAAAUUU
Messenger RNA from Centrocercus urophasianus (Greater sage-grouse), 2395 nucleotides. It is a transcript of the gene ATG10, whose product is annotated as autophagy related 10. Gene Ontology annotation, cellular component: intracellular anatomical structure. Gene Ontology annotation, molecular function: Atg12 transferase activity. Gene Ontology annotation, biological process: protein modification by small protein conjugation; protein lipidation; macroautophagy. Bases 208 to 891 code for a protein of 227 amino acids. The transcript has 7 exons. The record is from RefSeq and is a predicted model, not a curated record. NCBI's taxonomy places the organism in Eukaryota, Metazoa, Chordata, Aves, Galliformes, Phasianidae.